Dreissena polymorpha is the source of this 1914-nucleotide messenger RNA. RefSeq lists its product as uncharacterized. NCBI's taxonomy places the organism in Eukaryota, Metazoa, Mollusca, Bivalvia, Myida, Dreissenidae. The coding region runs from base 289 to 753 and encodes 154 amino acids. The record is from RefSeq and is a predicted model, not a curated record. Gene Ontology annotation, molecular function: calcium ion binding. The transcript has 6 exons.
AAUACCUGACAUGCCUUUGUAAUAUUUCUAUGCAGUGUACAUGUUGAUUAUUUUGUUCCCAAGGAGACGCGUGCUGAACAGUAUUCAUCUUUUAUGUUCGAGAUUGAUCGAUGAGCGAAUUCGUGACGGAUCUGAAGAGUACCGUCUAUCUAUUUACAGCAAGAACAUAAGAAUUGAACAUACCUCUACCACCACUGCGAUAUAGUCAUUCAAUACCUCGAGUUGUAACACUAACAGAAGUUACGGCACAACUGUGCGUUUGAUAAAAAAGGAUAAUAGCAAAUCUUAAUGAUGAACAUAACAGACGAAAUGAUCCAUGAGGUGUUCAUGUCGUUCGACAACGACGGAAGUGGUACGCUGAGCCGUCCGGAACUGGGUCGCGCACUCAACUUGCUGGGGAUCGACCUCACGGAGGAGGAACUCACGGACACGUAUCGGAUAGACGACGACCCUGACUCGUUGACGGAGGAGGAAUUUCGAUUGUACAUCCGGGAUAGAAUCGGCAACAUAGAUUUCAAAGAGAGAACCAAAGAAUGUUUCCAAGAGUUUAUUGAAACUGAAGACCCAGAGCGGCGGCUCAUCAGCCGGGACUCACUGAAGAUCAUUCUAACGCAGCGUGGAACCAACCCGAUAGACGACAAGCAGGCCGAUGAGUUUCUCAACGAGUUUGACACCAACGGGGACGGGAUGUACGAUAUACAAGAGAUCACGGAGAUAAUGUACGCCAUGGAAGACCAACCGCCUCUCUACUAGACACCAACAUGUUCGCAGACAGUUAAUUGUACAUAUCAACUGCCGUAUCUACGCAAUUGCGGAACCUUACUCGUAGCAUACUGGGUCGGAAGGAAGGGGGGGGGGGGCAACUCUGGAUGCUCAGUGAUCUGAUGUUUAGUUGUUAUAUUAUCACUAUCAAAAAUGCAUGUUACCAUGUGCCGAUUAGAAGCACAUGUCCUCUACAUUUUAUUGUACCAUUUAUAUACAAUAACUUAUUCAGAUGGCUGAAAUGUUUUGACAAAACACAUGUAACAGACACGUUCCGCAUAUCUUGGAGGUUUUGGAACUAAAAUAUGAAUCAUGCCUUAAUGAUACUGUGUGUGGGAAAUAGAAAAUAGACAUCUGAUAAUUAUGACGACAUUUUAGUUUUUAUAAUAUACACUGUUGGAAUUUAUGAACAAUUGUUAAUGUAACAAAGGCUUUAAUUUCUUCAAUCUAAGUUGCAAAGAGUUCCAAAAUUGCAUUCAUAGAAGUUUUAACAGCUCCAAAACUUUAUUCUGGACGUGUAGACAUUUAAGUCUCGUUCUUCAAAAACUGGGCUUAGUGCAUUUGCAGUCUGCACAUGCUUCUCAGGGACAACACUUUCUGCAUAAACUGGAGUUUUGUUAGCAGAGACUAAAAAAGGCAAAAGGCUACUCUGGGACGACAUUUCACUCACAUGUAUUAAGCCCAAUUAUCCCAGAAUGAGAGACAUUCAAAACGUUCUCCUUAGCUCAAGCCUUAAAUACGCCGCAAAAUUUACAGUGGAGCUGAACAAAACAACAACCUAGUACAUGGAUUUCAAAAACUGUAGAAAAAGUAAUUGCUUUAGUUGAUUAGGGUAGUGAGUUAUUUCGUGGAAAUUGUAAUUUACAUAUUGCACAAUAUUGUCAAAACUUCUCAACUUUAUUAGUUAUACUUCCACAAUCAGAGGUCAGGAAAUUUUAACUUCUCAUUUUUAAGCAUCAACUAAAUGUUUGACAUUUCAAAAGCUCACCAGUCUUUCUCAUUUUGAUUCAAUAAAAAGUUUUUGAACAAACCAUUGUUGUUAAUAUUGUAGCUAUUGUUCUCAUGUGAUACAAAUGUUUAUAAUAUUUAUAAUUAAAUCACAUAUUUAUACAUUUGUUUCUAUGUUGUGGAAAAUAAAGUCUUUAAUCUCAA